Molecule: messenger RNA, 1176 nt
Organism: Gracilinanus agilis (Agile Gracile Mouse Opossum)
Lineage: Eukaryota; Metazoa; Chordata; Mammalia; Didelphimorphia; Didelphidae
Gene: RIMKLA
Product: ribosomal modification protein rimK like family member A
Exons: 5
Coding region: 1-1176 (391 amino acids)
Biological process (GO): protein modification process
Cellular component (GO): cytoplasm
Molecular function (GO): ligase activity, forming carbon-nitrogen bonds; metal ion binding; ATP binding
Source: RefSeq, a predicted model, not a curated record
AUGUGCUCCAGCCUCUGGUUCCUGACGGACCGAAGGAUCCGUGAGGACUACCCGCAGGUGCAGAUACUGCGCGCCCUCCGGCAGCGCUGCUCCGAACAGGACGUGCGCUUCAGGGCCGUGCUCAUGGACCAGAUCGCGGUCACCGUCGUCGGCGGCCACCUCGGCUUGCAAGUGAACCAGAAGGCUUUGACAACAUUCCCAGAUGUGGUCCUUGUACGGGUGCCCACACCUUCGGUGCAGUCGGACAGCGACAUCACUGUCUUGAGACACCUGGAGAAGCUAGGCUGCCGCCUGGUCAACCGCCCCCAGAGCAUUCUGAACUGCAUCAACAAGUUUUGGACAUUCCAAGAGCUGGCUGGACAUGGGGUCCCCAUGCCAGACACAUUUUCCUAUGGUGGUCAUGAAGACUUUGCCAAGAUGAUUGAUGAAGCUGAGCCCCUGGGGUACCCUGUGGUGGUGAAGAGUACUCGAGGACAUCGAGGAAAAGCCGUUUUCCUGGCCAGAGAUAAACACCAUCUAUCGGACAUCUGCCACCUGGUCCGUCACGACGUUCCCUACCUGUUUCAGAAAUAUGUGAAGGAAUCUCACGGCAAGGACAUCCGCGUGGUGGUGGUGGGCGGCCACGUCAUCGGCUCCAUGCUCCGCUGCUCCACGGAUGGGAGGAUGCAGAGUAACUGCUCCUUAGGUGGCGUGGGUGUCAUGUGUCCACUCACCGAGCAAGGCAAGCAGCUGGCCAUUCAGGUGUCCAACAUCCUGGGCAUGGAUUUCUGUGGGAUUGACCUCCUCAUCAUGGAUGAUGGCUCCUUCGUGGUGUGCGAGGCAAAUGCCAACGUGGGCUUUGUGGCCUUCGACCAGGCGUGCAACCUGGAUGUGGGGGGGAUCAUCGCCGACUACACCAUGUCCCUGCUCCCCCGCCGGCUGACCGGGAAGACGGCCCUUCUCCCAGGAGUGUCUGGCGCUGUGGAGAAGAAUGAGCCUGAAGGAACUGCCUCUGCCCAGGCCGGCCCAGAAAGCAUUUACAUCACCAAUGGCGGCUCUACGUCCAGUGAGAGCGAACCAGAGCUGGGAGAAAUCAGGGAUUCUUUGGCAAACACGGCCAGGGCCCAACCCCCUUCACUGCCAGGCCCCAGCUACAAUAUUAACAACAUGAUUGCCUCUGAAUUAAAACUUAAAUGA